Acanthosepion pharaonis is the source of this 927-nucleotide messenger RNA. Lineage: Eukaryota; Metazoa; Mollusca; Cephalopoda; Sepiida; Sepiidae. The record is from the annotation of a GenBank genome assembly.
AUGAUUUUUUUUUUUUCACUCUCGUGGUUCCCAUCCCCCCCCCCACUCUCUUCCGACGCGUCUUUCUUUUCUGCUUCUUUCUUCGCUGACUUUUGCUUAUUACUUCAUUUGCUUUUUCCAUUAUCCUGUCUAAUUUGCAUUAUUUUUGUUUUCGUUAUCUAUCUAUCUAUCUAUCUAUCUAUCUAUCUAUCUAUCUAUCUAUCUAUCUAUCUAUCUAUCUAUCUAUCUCAUCUGUUCAUAUCUACCUAUUCUAUCCUAUCUAUCUGUAUAUCUAUCUAUCUAUCUAUCUAUCUAUCUCAAUGCGUUCAUAUCUAUAAAUCUCAGCCUAUUCAUCUAUUUCCCUUUCUUUCUUUCUUUUUUCAUUUAUUCUUUCAUUCAUUCUUUAUUUAUUUACUUCUUUCUUUCUUUCUUUCUUUCUUUCUUUCUUUCUUUGCUCUAUACUUUUCAAUUACCAUUCGUUUGUCACCUUCCUUGCUUCUUUCUUUUCCUUCUUUCUUUUUUCUUUCAUUGUUUCUUUCUUUGUUUUUCUUUCUUUUUCUUUCUUUCUUUCUUUCUUUCUUUCUUCUAUACUUUUCUAUUCAAUUUUCAUUCUUUAUUACACUCUCUUUUCUCAGACAAAAUGUAUUCAUCCAACAUUCGUUCUCUUCCUCUCAUGUUCAGUCGUUCAAUUUCUCUUUCUCUGCUCGUUUCCUCCUCCUCCUCUGUCGUCUUAUUUUUCUCAUUUUUUCUUCAUGUUUUUCCUUUCCCUUUAUUCCUAUGUCUUCCCUUAUUUCCGGUGUAUCGUAUUACUUAGAAUACCAAUGUGAAAAUGUCUCCCCACUACUUUCUUUUAUUUUUCCUUCACCUUUCCCUUUCUCUUUUCUCAUUUUACACUACUUUUCUCCCUCUUCUUCGUCGUCAUCUAUUGCCUCUUCUUCACCUAUCUGA